Messenger RNA from Pectinophora gossypiella (pink bollworm), 4828 nucleotides. RefSeq lists its product as uncharacterized. Bases 256 to 3198 code for a protein of 980 amino acids. The record is from RefSeq and is a predicted model, not a curated record. The transcript is spliced from 5 exons. NCBI's taxonomy places the organism in Eukaryota, Metazoa, Arthropoda, Insecta, Lepidoptera, Gelechiidae.
GUUUGGCUGUGUCAUGUAAAGCGACCUUCAUCAAUGGACGCCAGUAAAGUAGAACGCUGUAGUAGGAUUUUCAAGUAAAAGUUAUUUUUUUCGGGAAUUACUUAAUUAUUUACUAUUAUAAGUAGUAAAUCAAUCAGUUAAAUAAUGUAAGCGACUGGUGCAAUAAGUACUUGAACACUUUAUUUUGUGUUUAUUUAAUUUGUUUUUACAUAGGUUAUCCGUAGCUAAGUGUAACAACAUAGAAAUUGAAGUAAAAUGGAAGCUGUGGAAGAGCCUCCAAUGCAAAACCUAGUUGAGAGUGCAAAAGUGAACAUUGUAAGCACAGGGGAACCUGUGUUGUUGGCAGAUUCAAGCUUGUGUCACACAUCAAAUGGUGUCGCGGAGUCUCCUCUUGUGACGGCAGGCGCAGACUUCUCUGUUUCAAGUAGUGUUGUUACAACAACAGAGGUACCACCUGACACCGUGUCCGCCUCACAGACCCCCGACGUUGAUACUACAGUCGUUGAAGCUAGUACUGCAGCUCCCACUACAGACAUAGCUGCAUCUUUUCCGCCUGAAGAAGAGCUCUUAGUUGAAAUGGAGGCCACAAACGCAAUAGAAAACUUGCUCGACAAUAAAACAGAAGAAAUUACAGAAGAGGUAAUUGAAACAUCAGAGGCUAUCCUCUGUAGUGAGGUGGCUAUAGAGGGAAAUACUAUUUUAGUGGAUAAUGUCGAUACCUCUAUUGAUAAAGUCACUUUAAGGACAGAGAUACUUGUAGAGAAAAGUGAUAAUGAUGGCAUUCCAGAUCCAAAUGACAGUGCCACCGAACAUGAUAAUUCAAAUAACAUUUUAAGUCAAUUAGGUCAAGGUAUAGAACUAAGUGAGGCUCUAAGGUCUUCAGAUACGACUGACAAUGGUGAAAAUAAUAAUGGCACUGGGAGAGAAGAAGUUUUCAACAAAGAGGAGUUGUUAGAUAUUUUAGAAGGAAAUGAUGAGGUCCCAUCUAACAAUGAAGUAGGUGAGAUGUUGCAAAUUGAUGAUCCACAAGUUAAAAAGAUGAUUGAAGCUCAGAUUGCGCUAAAGCAGUUGACCAGAUUGAAGUCUACUCGUUCCAAAAACAGAUCCUCAGUUGAGCCUAAAAGUUCUGAUAGAAAAUCGUCAUCCCCAAGGAAGAGAAAAGGUGGCAAAUCUGAGAAAAAUGAUUCGGAACAGGCAAAAGAAAACAAUAAUGUCCAAGACAAUAAAAAUGACACAGUGGAAACUGUAGAGACUGAGAGAGCAGAUAGUAAUGAUUGUGAUAAGAAAAAUGAUAGCAUAGUUAAUGUUCUUGUUAAAGAUUGGGAUGAUGAUGAAGAGGCAGAUCAUUCAAGCCAACUAUUAAGUGAGACCAGCAGCUUACUUUCAACCACUGAUCAACUGAUACAAUCUCAAGAGUCUCUUACUAGUGGUGAUGGACCUGCAACUAGAAAAUCUACAGAUUGUCCCCAAGGAGAAGGACAAGUAGUCAGCCAAAAUAAAAGUGGUGAUGAAGGCCAACCUCAACGGAGACUAGGGAGAGUUAUCAAGAAAAAAGUUAUUUUUGAUCCUGACAACCCUGAUACUUUUACAAAAGGUAAAGUUGCUGCUAAAACUAAAGAUCCACAAACAGAAAAGGAGCAACCUCCACCUAAAAAACCCAAAGCUGAGCCAUCUCCAAGGCGAUCUACAUCUAAAUCUCCUACUUCAAAGUUACAGUGGAAGAAACCAACUCCAAAAAAUACCAGUAAACAAAAUAAAAGGUUAACUGAAAUAGAUAGAUUACUGAUGGAUGAGGGGGCAGUUAACAUGAUAUAUCAGCUAACUCCGGAAGCACCCAAGGGCAAGAAAAAUAUGAGGACUAAAGCAGAAUUUAUUAAAAAGAUUCAAAGUUCAACUCCUGACAGUAAAGAAAUGAAGUUUCGGGAAAGGAAAAAAGAAAUCAAAUUGGAGGAGGCUGAGGCCAAAAAAAUUUUAGGAGGGAAACAGAGAUCGUCUUUGAGUAGCUCUGUGAAGUCUCCAGCUUGUGAGGAUUUUGAAGCCCAUAGCGCUGAUGAUUCUAUUAUUUAUCGUCGUCACUCAUCGAGUUCGUACUCAAGCGCAUGCAUGAGUCCGCGGCGGUUGAGCGACGUGGACCCCAGCGCCGUGCAGAGCGCCGCACGCGCCGCUCUCGCAGCUGAGAACGAAAAUCUGCUCAUUGCCAAAAACAUUGAUAGAGGAACAGAUGUUUUUAUGGCAGAUGCCAUUAUCACUAGUAAUGAAAUAAUAAAUAAAGAGGAUUGCUUGUCUCUGAAGGAAAAGUUAAAUACAAAAUUGUCCCUGGCAAUAAGUAAGAGAAAGCGCGACAGCUCUAAGACUGAUAAACCAUCAAAACAAAAAAGGGUAUCCAAAAAUUCAUCUGUAGACAAAGAUAGUGCUGUAAAAGCUGAGAAAAAUGAUAAUUUUAAAUAUCUUACAAUUUCUUUUGACCAAAGAUUGGCUGAAAUAUGUAUUAGAAAAUCUGGAUCAGGUCUUAAUGUUGAGAUGCUAAAGGAGAUAGAGCAAGCAUUGUUGUUAAUUGACAAUAAUAAAGAAAUAUCUGUUACAUUGCUGAAUUCGGAAUGCGGCACUCUUUGUUCACAAUUAGAUUUGCAACCUCUAUUGGGUGACGCAAUGGAAACCAGGACCAACUAUGCACAUGAAAUGGCAGAAUCAGUUAGGUCCCUAUUAAGCUCAGUGGAGAGGCACAGAAAGUUGACAGUGAGCAGCGUGUGGGGAGAGUGUGGCGGUGUGGCACUAGCUUUAGUAGCACUGUCUGACGUGGGCCUGGCUGCCGAGAACGCCACGUUCGCGCUCAGCGUCGCGCCGCCGCUGCCCGGCGUGGCUGCGCUCACCACGCGCUGUGCGAGAUUGUCUCAAUCACUGAUUACUGAUUUGGUGGUUUUUGGUCGUCGUCUGUCGGCGGCGGAGGCGCUGCAAGGCGGGCUGGUGAGUCGCUGCGUAGCGGGUGCGCCCACCGAAGCCGCACGCGCACUUGCUAAAGACUUCGCUGCACAGCCGAUACAGAGUGUGCUUCUGAAAAAGCAGUUAUUGAAUUUAAAGAAAAACAGCGAAUCGGAGUCGACAUUCCUGUCCGGUCUAGAGAGGGAGCGCGACCUCCUCGUAGAGUAUUGGACCUCUGUAGAGGGACAGGAGGUGCUUCGAGCAGCUCUUACCACUUAACUCGCCAUUCUGACGUCAUCUCACCACGCUUGAUGCGCGUAAUACAUCGGCAAAAUACACGGGGACUACAUCAAAUGCCCCUGCAGACUACUAAACAUUAUCAUUUAUAUUGUGCAAUUUUAAUCUGUUCAAUCAACAAUUUCACCGCAAUAUACCUGUCAGUUUUAUUAUGUGGCUAAUAAAUGAAUAUGAAUAUUUCAAUGAAGACGAAAAAAUAUUCUUGUAUCAAUAAUAAUAGGACCUGUCGAUGUAGUCACAAGGAUGACAAUAUUUUAAAGGGAAAUUGAUAAAAAUAUAGUUCAGGAACUGUUGCCUGUCAUGUGUAGAUUCUUUAAAAACUGCUCUAAGAUACGUAUUUGUGACAGUUACAUUCCCAACCAAUUCGAUGAAAUGAUUCAAGUAUUUGUAUAGAUUUCUGCAUAUUUUAUGCAUAUAUAGAAUCACCUUUUGCUCAUUUUUCUUUUAGAAACCGAAAUUAAAGUAGUUUUUAAAGAAUCGGGCGUUGUUAGAUUAGUUGUAUAUGAUUAUAUUAUGUUAUAGAUGAAAUUGUUUAUGUCUUUGUUUAGAUGUUUAUGAGUUUAUAAUUUUCUAGACUUAAGUUUUAGUUUCUAUUUCCAGCCAAAGUUAUCAGAAAUGAAAUAUUCUCCUGCAGUAAAACACAUUUGGUAGUUGAAAAAUAUUUUAUGUUCAAUAAGCACUGAUUUCGUGAUUAGUUUUCAUUUCUGAAGUGAUUUCACUGAAGUUUGUAGCACAUUGGGGAUAAGCAUACCUAAAUAUUUCUUUUAAUUUUAAAACACUAGUAAAAAAUCACUUGUGACUGCUCUGUCCUUAAUUUCUUUCCAUAUUUUUAGUAGACGAUUUAGUUUUAAUUCUUUAAGGUAUAUGUAACUAUUUUUAAGUGUAGUAAUAAUUUAUUUUCUUUCAUUUUGUUAAUUAAAAAGAAAGUGCCUUUCAUGUUUUUACAUAUUAAUAGUCAUUUUCUGUGCAGUGUAGUGUAUUAAACUAUGUGUGCAAUCGAUUGUAGAUGAAGAAAAGUAAAUUCAUUUUUUUUUCAAAAAUGAAAUCAUAUGAAGAAAUACUUACCAGUUUUUAAGUUUUGGCCACUUAGUACAAAAUGUUUGGUAAAUUAAUCACACGCGUAAGUUUAAUUAAAAUUUGGACGCGAUGAUUAGUAAUUUUUAAAUUAUAUUAGAUAGCAAUGGUAAUGAAACGGAUAAAAUAAUAUGGUAUGUGUGACUGAACGAAUUAAACGAUCGAGUGCUUUUUCGUUGGUAAUGUAUCAGAAAGUUGUCUAAAUGUAUCAUAAGAUAUAAAAUUGCGAGAGCUUAACAAAAUUUUCUCACUUCAAUGAGAGAACCAAAUUGAUGUAAAAAAUAUUUUAUAUAGUUUAACACAUGCAUUAAGGUUCCUACAGGCGUUAAUUUUCUAUACUGAAAUGUAGUAACAGAUUAUAUUAUUUGGCACAUUUAUAAGGUACUUGGUACGAAUUUGAAAUUAAACUCCUGUAAAAACUUGCAAAGAGGUUCUUGGGUUAAAUAGUUUUAAGACACAAACAAAUGUGUAAUAAAUAAUAUUGUCAUAUCUCACAUUGUGAAUUACUUUAUGUAAUAAUAAAUGAUAAUAAAUUUAA